This is a messenger RNA of Penaeus vannamei (Pacific white shrimp), 540 nucleotides long. The record is from RefSeq and is a predicted model, not a curated record. Lineage: Eukaryota; Metazoa; Arthropoda; Malacostraca; Decapoda; Penaeidae.
AUGGUUUUGUCCCAGAAAAGCCUUCAGUUCCAGCUUGCCUGCGGUUGGGAGUACCUUCGCUCGACGUACCAAAGCAUCUACAUGUUCGGCGUCACGAUCGGGGCGCCGUUCAACGGGGUUCUGGCCGACAGGUACGGGCGUAAGAUGACAGUGGCCGUGGGUUUCGUCGCCUACUCCGCCCUGGCCAUCGGCUCCUGCUGGAUCCCCAACCUCUCGGCUCUCCUGCUCUCGCGCUUCCUCAUGGGCGCCGUCCACCCCACGAUACAGAAGACGGGAUAUAUACUAGGCAUGGAGGUCGCGGAUCCCAAGUGGCGCACGCAUAUCGGCAUUGUAUUGUUUCUGCCAUGGGCGCUUGGUCUCAUGGCGUGGGGCGGGUUCGCUUACCUCGUCCGGGAAUGGCGGAUGCUUCAGCUGACCGUGUCUUUGCUGUGUCUGGCCUUCUUGCCUACUCUGUGUCCUGUAGGGUUGGGCAAACGCAUCCGCAAAGUUCAAACAGAGGCACAAAAGUUGACGGAAAAGUCCUGGUGUGAUAGAGCCUGA